Molecule: messenger RNA, 1149 nt
Organism: Thyridium curvatum
Lineage: Eukaryota; Fungi; Ascomycota; Sordariomycetes; Thyridiales; Thyridiaceae
Exons: 2
Coding region: 1-1149 (382 amino acids)
Biological process (GO): transmembrane transport
Source: RefSeq, a predicted model, not a curated record
AUGCCGGUGAUCGCGCAGGAGCAGUCGCGCAGAGAGGCGGCGACGCUCGCCAAGAACAACGACGGCGGCCGCGAGAGAGCCGGCGCGCCUGCGGCUCCGGUCGCGGACGCCAGGUCGCGCGAGGCGGCGAGCAAGAAGAUACUGGACAAGCAGAGCAUAGACUACCUAUGGCGGUCGGGUGUUGCGGGCGGCGCAGCUGGGUGCGCGGCCAAGACGAUCGUCGCGCCCCUCGACAGGGUCAAGAUUCUAUUUCAGUCGAGCAACCCGCAGUUCGCCAAGUACUCUGGGUCGUGGGUCGGCGUGGCCAAUGCGAUGAAGGUCAUCUAUCGCCAGGACGGUACGGUCGGGCUUUUCCGCGGGCACUCGGCCACUCUCCUCAAGAUCUUCCCCUACGCCGCAAUCAAGUUCAUCGCCUACGAGCAGAUCCGAUCUACGAUCAUCCCGAGGAAGGAGUACGAGACGCCCAUCCGCCGCCUGCUGAGCGGCUCCCUCGCGGGCAUCACCUCGGUCUUCUUUACAUACCCGCUCGAAGUCAUCAGGGUACGUCUCGCGUUCGAGACGAAGCGCGAGGGCCGCUCCUCCCUCAUCUCCAUCUGCAAGAGGAUAUACAGCGAGAAGUCGUACCGCCGGCCGGCAGGGGUUGCCGCGGGCGAGGCUGCAGCAGGCACCGCGGCGGUGCUGCACGCGCCGCAGUCCGGCAUGAUCAACUUCUACCGCGGCUUCACGCCGACCAUGCUGGGCAUGCUGCCCUACGCGGGCAUGUCGUUCCUCACGCACGACACCUGCGGCGACAUACUGCGGCACCCGGCCAUCGCCAGGUGGACGACGCUGCCGCAGCCCCGGAACGCGCCCCCCGGCAAGCGGGUGCCCCUGCGGUCCUGGGCCGAGCUGCUCGCCGGCGGGGUGGCGGGCCUGGUGUCGCAGACGGCGUCGUACCCGCUCGAGGUCAUCAGGCGGCGCAUGCAGGUCGGGGGCGCCGUGGGCGACGGCCACCGGCUGCGGAUCGGGGAGACGGCGCGGCUCAUCCUGCAGGAGAGGGGCCCGCGGGGCUUCUUUGUCGGCCUGACGAUCGGGUAUGCCAAGAUUAUACCCAUGUCGGCGGCGAGCUUCUAUACCUACGAGCGUUUGAAGACCUUGUUUGGCAUCUAG